Molecule: messenger RNA, 2572 nt
Organism: Colletes gigas
Lineage: Eukaryota; Metazoa; Arthropoda; Insecta; Hymenoptera; Colletidae
Product: arylsulfatase B-like
Exons: 8
Coding region: 192-1934 (580 amino acids)
Source: RefSeq, a predicted model, not a curated record
AUUCUUCUGUGCCCAGCAGGAGCUCUGUAAUAAAUAUCGCGAGUAAUAUUCUGAUGGCUCUACUUCGUGAAUCGUGUUCGAAAGUGGUAUAAAGGAACCCGAAUCCGUCCCUUUGUGUGUCAACUUUCCAGUUUUUUUUUUUUUUACAUAAAUUUUUUUUAACGUUCUUUCGACUCCUUUUAUGUGGAAAAAUGUGUCGGGUUUUCCUAAUUCUAAUAAGUACUUUCGUGUUGCGUCUAAUAUUGUGCGUCGGUUAUGUGGUUGGUCUGUACGAAUCUGCGCCGCACAUUAUCGUGUUUAUGGUCGACGACUUGGGAUGGUACGAUGUCGGCUUUCACGGAUCGAAUCAGAUACCAACGCCUAACAUCGACGCACUUGGCUACAAUGGAAUUAUAUUAAACAGACACUACGUUUUACCAUCUAGCACGCCAUCUAGGACAGCUUUUUUUACCGGACUGUAUCCAAUACGUAUUGGGAUGCAAGGGGAUGGAAUACGCGGUGGUGAACCACGUGGUCUGCCGUUGAAUAUAAAAAUUUUACCGGAAUACCUACGAGGAUUAGGAUACACCACGAAACUGAUUGGAAAGUGGCAUAUGGGAUACCAUACGCCUCAAUAUACACCAUUGCACAGAGGCUUCGAUUCCUUCCUUGGAUUCUACAAUAGUCACAUCACUUACUACGAUUACAAAUAUUCGAAUCAGAACAUGAGCGGAUACGACAUGCACCGAGGAGACGAUCCAGCCCACGGAAUAAAUCGCGAAUACGCAACAGACUUAUUCACCGACGAGGCAAUUAAAAUAAUCGAAAAUCACGAGCUUCCCAGACCCCUUUAUCUCCACAUAUCUCAUCUCGCUGUCCACGCGCCUUUGGAACAACCUACGGGCCAAUACAACGAUAAGGAGUUCAGCGAAAUUAGCGAACCAAAUCGUCGCAAAUACGCUAAAAUGGUAUCGAAACUGGAUGAUUCGGUCGGGCAUAUCUUUCACGCGUUAGGCGACAAAGGAAUGCUCGGGGACUCCUUGAUUUUGUUUCUCACAGAUAAUGGUGCAGCGUCCAUCGGUAGAUACAGAAAUUGGGGUUCAAACUACCCCUUAAGAGGGACGAAGUACACAUUGUACGAGGGAGGCGUGAGAGGGGUCGCGGCGUUAUGGUCGCCAAGGAUCCAGAAAGCAGCACGCGUUUCGAACCAACUGGUCCACAUAACGGAUUGGUUGCCGAUUCUCUACUCAGCGGCCGGCGGUGAUCUGAAAGAUUUAGGCGAGAUCGACGGCAUCGACCAAUGGCGUGUCCUGAGCGAAGGGAUCGGGCGCGGCAGAGACAAGCUUUUAUUAAACAUCGACGAAGUUUAUAAAACCGAGGGGGCGAUAUACAGUCGGUUCAAGCUAUUACGAGGUUCGUUCAAUCGCGGCUAUUACGAUGGAUAUUACGGUGAUUUCGGGAUAACGUUGGAGACAGUGCCCUAUACGGACCUCGUGCUGGAUAGUUCUGUCUCUCAAGAUAUCACCUUUCAUUUAGGGGGUCCAGUUACACAACCGAGUACAAUGAAACAAUUACGGCACGAAGCAACGGUCUACUGCCGUCCAAAUAUGACGCACUCUAGCAGACACGUGUUCACCACGUGCAACGUUACCGAAUGUUUGUUCGAUAUAGCUACCGAUCCGUGCGAAACGAACAACAUUGCCUUAUUGUAUCCCAGGAUCGCGCGUGACUUGGAUCUUUAUCUGGAAAGUUAUGGACGUAUCUUAGUAUCGCAAGUCAAAUUACCCAUAGAUUGGUUCGCCGAUCCAAGAAGAAGAAACAACACGUGGGAACCGUGGAUGAACUCGGGGGCUACGAUGCACGUUCCUAACGCCGCGGCAGUAUUCGGACACUUGGUGUACUGCAUCCACGCUUCAAUCAUAUUUAUUUCGAUGUUGUUGAAUAGUAUAGUUUGACUCGAAAUGAUUUAGGGUUGGCUGAUAAACCAUAGCAAUGAAUGUGAUUAGCGAGGUACAAAUUGAAACGAAUAAGUUCAUUUCUCCGACGUCACGAAACAAUAACUUGUAUAUUUUUGAAGUAGUACCUUUUAACGAACGAUAUUCAUUAUAUUUGUUAUAACUUAAAUUAUUGUAACGAUUAAUUUAAUUGCGUUUAAUAUUUACGUGAAAUCAAAUGUAAAAUAUUUUAUACUAUCGAGCACCGCGUUUGCGUAAUAAACAUCAAAUAUAAUUACGUUAUCAUUCGUUUCUAAAUCUGUCGGUAACUUUGCAAAUGACACGAAAAUGGUAAUGGGGUUUCGAGGCCCCAGAAAAAUGGGUUGAAAAAAUACUCUGGAUGAAAGAUCCAUGCCUCGUCAGAACAGAAAGAAUAAAACAACAGAUCGAAUUAAAUCGUUCGUACAUAUUCAUAUUUUUCAGAUUUCACAGUACGAUUCGUUAUCGUUAUUGUUUGUUCAAAGAUAUCGAUAAUUGUGUCGUUUCUUUAAAUCUCAGAGAAGAUUGCAGCGAUCUGUGUUAUCUCACGUCAAUAUUGGCGUAGUUACCAAGCUAAUCUAUUCAAGAUAUCUCCUUUUAUUAAAACCGAGCCAGUAUUU